AUGUCGGUGUCAGCUGGAGCUCGGCGUUGGGUUUAUAGAGGUCGAGUUAGAGGCGGGGCGAGGAGACGUUUGACCAAGCUGCUCGCCGAUGUCAAGAAUCUGAAGACCAAACCUUCAGACAACGAGAUGCUGGAAGUGUACGCCCGUUUCAAGCAAGUCAUGGUGGGGGACAACGCGACCGACGCUCCAGGCAUGCUCGACUUUAAAGGAAAAGCCAAGUGGAAUGCGUGGAACGCCAAGAAAGGCAAAAGCAAGGACGAUGCCAUAGCAGCAUACAUUGCAUUUCGAUUUAAAGCGUUCGUGACUGCAGGGAUUCAUCUUCUUGGUUCU
Molecule: messenger RNA, 330 nt
Organism: Lethenteron reissneri (Far Eastern brook lamprey)
Lineage: Eukaryota; Metazoa; Chordata; Hyperoartia; Petromyzontiformes; Petromyzontidae
Product: acyl-CoA-binding protein-like
Biological process (GO): fatty acid metabolic process
Molecular function (GO): fatty-acyl-CoA binding
Source: RefSeq, a predicted model, not a curated record